Molecule: messenger RNA, 3303 nt
Organism: Trifolium pratense (red clover)
Lineage: Eukaryota; Viridiplantae; Streptophyta; Magnoliopsida; Fabales; Fabaceae
Exons: 5
Coding region: 1-3303 (1100 amino acids)
Biological process (GO): meristem maintenance; meristem development
Source: RefSeq, a predicted model, not a curated record
AUGGCGUCUUCAUCUAACAAAUUUCAAGUUCCUUUCGCUGGAAAAUGGAACGACUUCUCUGUUGCUGAUGAUGGAAUGAAGUAUGUUCCAGAACCCAAGGGUAGCAAAGAGCACCGAGAAAUUUGGGAAAGUCAGGUAAUGAUUCCCUUUGCUAUUGAUAACAAUGUUUAUGCUUUCGGUGGUCCGAUUCCAGAUGAUAUGAAUUUGACUAGGGAAGUAGACGAGAUAUUUCCAUGUCUCGAAACCUGCGAGCCUAGAAUCUUUGAUAGCAAACCCUAUAACUUUGAAUAUAUGCUGACAAAUUAUAAACCCUUUCGAUCCCAUCCUUAUUACGGAAAUAGCCUUUACCUUACUUGGCUUGAUCGAAUGGAACAAUCCUUUGGUAAAUUCUGGAAAGAUUACGGAAUCUUUGAGUUAAUACAGUUCUCUAGGAUAGGACCCAAAUACCAACCUGAAAUGCUCAUUGCUGCGAUGCAUUUCUUUGAAAAAUCUACCAACACCUUUCAUUUUAAAAGUGGUAUGAUGACACCUACCCUGUUCGAUGUGUCAGCUAUCACAGGGUUAAGACCCACUGGCAAAACUUACAGCCCUGAUGAUGUUAGUGAUAACAUCACUUUAAACUACAAAGAAAACGCCUUUUCUGCCUUUAUCCUCAAACAUUCAGGACCUGAGAAUGAAGAAGUCUCAGAUGAAGAACAUGUGGCCUUUCUCACUCUAUGGCUAUCCCAUUAUGUAUUUUGCUCUCGAUCUCUCCAAAUUGCUAGGAAAUUUAUACCCAUGGCUGUGCAAAUACAUGAAGGAUGCCAUUUUGCCUUAGGACGCCUUCUGCUGGCAACUCUGUAUGAGUCGAUUGGGGAAGUUUGUGAUAACCUGAAAGGUUUAGUUCCUGCCAAGUCGAAAUCGAAGAAAGCUGCGCCAGAUGGAUGUUUUCAAGCUGCUGGGCCAAUGUGGCUAUUACAGUUGUGGUUAAAUGCCACCUUUGAAAAAGAACUUGGUUUGUUCAUUCCCACUGAACAUCACGCUUCGAUAGCUAAAAGGAAAAUCGAAGGUACUCGUUUAAUAAGGCUUCAACCUAAUCCCCUUGAACAGAACUCUCAACAGCUAUUCAUGAAGUACAUGAAAAUUUUCUUAGCCAUCGACCAAUUCAAGCCUGAACACGCUCCAUUUGUGAAGAGAACCAUUGGUCCCUCCUGGUUCGUCAAAGAGAUACCAGUGUUGAAUCCUAACGCUGAGGAGGAAAUAAAUGAAACUUGGACAGCCUACUUAGAUCCUACUAUUCUGUCUAUUCGAAUUGGUACCCUAUCUUCUGAAUAUGCAUUAAUUGGGUAUCAACCGAACUUGGUUUCUAGACAGUUUGGCUUUUCACAGCUUCGACCAAAGAGCAUGUAUAUAAGGAAGAAAAACAUCGUGCUUGGGACAACUGUGACUUCCACUUUGUAUGAAAGGUACAUGAAGAUUAGUCGUGACAACGUUUAUGGCUUCGAGCCAUUUGACUUCAACCUUUCUUACUACUGUACACAAGAGUUUGCCAACUGGUGGAGGCGAUAUUUCGACAGCAAACACCUAGGAGAUGCAGUGCUUAUCUCGAGGUUGGAGAGUGGGUUUACUCGACCUCAGAUAAAGAGAAUCGAACAGCAAGUCAAGACUACAGUUACCAAAAAACAAGCUGCAGAUUCUGCUAAAACAGUUAAAGAGAAAACAACAUCAAAGUCAGUUGAGUCUGAAGAGCCUUCUAAGGCACGUAAAAGACCAACCAACGUCCCUUCCACUGAGACUGGCCCAUCGAAGAAGCCAAAACCUAACACAAUAGUCGUCAGUGACGAAGAAGAGGAAGAAGAAGAACAAAGUUUCCAGAGAAAGAGGGGCCAGCCUUCUGUGAUUAUUGAAACAAAUAUCCCAGAAACUACCUCUGAUAAUCUUUCUACUGAAGAGAAAGAAAAGAAGAUGAAAGAAAAGAGAGAGAAGCAGGAAAGGAAAGCGAAGAGGAAAGAGGAAAAGAAGAAAGAAGGAAAGAAAAGUUCAGAGGAUCGAACCCGGGAUAAAAAACAUAAAAAAUCAAAGUCCUCAAGUGAUCCUUCUGCAACCAACCUUAAAUCUCCUUCGAUCUCGAAUGAACAACAAGAGCCUAUCCCUGACGCUGAAGUUCAAGAAGAUGCUGCUAUGCCUGAUGCUACACUCAAAGAAUCGGACAACAUGCCCCAGCAAGACAACAAUCCAGAGGAUAUCCUAUCGAACAAGUCUAGUGGUGAUACUCUCAAAGAUAGUGAGACCACUAUUUCUGAAAAAGUCAUACCAGAGCCUAGUCAAGAUCAAUCAGAGCCUCCUAUGUCUGCAGAGAUUGAUAACAAGACUUCUCCUUUCAAGGAAUGGAACGAAAAUCCAACAGUCGAGGUCGAUGCUGAUGAAUCUUCCUCAGAGGAAGAAGACUUUGAUUCUGAAGCCAUAAAAGAAGCAGAGGCUGGUGGAUCAGAAUUGCUACCUGAAACUUCGACAUCGAAGCUGUCAGCCAGCCUAGGGCUCGCUGAAGAAGAAUUCAUUUCUUUGCAAAUUCAUGAUCCUGAAGCUGCUCUAAAACUUCUGAUUUCUAAAACCACUACUGAUCCUGUGAGUUCGAGUGGACCCAGCAAUUCGACUGCUUCAGACUCAGAAAUCAAUUCUUCUGUUCGACAAGACUCUCUGAUUUCAAAGCUAUAUACGGAUUUCAUCAAUGGAGACAUCUUGGCAUCAGUUGAGGAACACCCUGCUAAUGCUUUCAAGCACAAGUCCUUUUUGAACAAGUUGCACAAUCCUCAGACUGACCUCGAAACCUUGAGAAAAGUUAUCCAGCUCGAAUCGAUCUUGGACCAGUUUGCUACCACAGUGCAAAACCUGAAACGCAACUCUCAGAAACUUGUUGGUCAACAAGCUGCUUAUGAUGCAUUAUUUGAGAAGGCCAUGGCUGCCCAAUCAAAAGUUGACCAAAUGAAAGCACAAGUUCAGCAACCAGGUCUUGGGAUUCAAGAAUGUACCAACAAUAUUUCCAAGUGGGAGGCAGAAAUAGAUUCUUUUCGAGCUGAGAUUGCUGAUCGAGAGAAAAAGAUUCUUGAAGAGAAAGCAAAGCGUGUAAAGAUUGAAGAAGCUGUUGCUGCCACCACUCAAGAAUCUAUUCGCGAAGCUGCGAAGGAAGGUAUUUCCCACUUCAGUGCUGCCACUGUGAUCAAAGAAGAGAUCAAAUCUCUCGAAGACGCAAUCAAGAUCCAGACUGUCGAAGUUGGCCUUAUUAAGGACCAUUAUGCUGAUUUCAAAUCUAAGUGUUUGUCUUAG